AUGGCUGCUGAAGUCCAGGUUCUGGGGGACAGAACUUCUCUGAACCUCAUUCCCAUUGUCCUGGAAUCAUGGCUGCUGAAGUCCAGGUUCUGGGGGACAGAACUUUUCCAGGGGGGUUGUGGUGUGACUCUAACACCUCCUCGUCCUCAGGACUCAUCGCUGCCGCUGGCUGUCUUCGUUUGGGAUGUGGAGAAUUCCGGUGAUGAGGAGACUGAGGUGACCAUCAUGUUCACCAUGAGGAAUGGAAGUGGGACCAAGACGGACCGAGCCGGGGGCCACUGGAAUGAACCAUUUCAUCUCGACAAAGAGGGGGAGGCGGUUUCUGGUGUGCUUCUUCAUCACUGUACUGCUGUCAAUGCCUUCACCCUAGGCAUAGCUGUACGAGAGAGGCCCGGCACACGCGUGUCACACUGUACGGAGUUUGAUCCCAGCGGGAUGGGGCAGGACAUUUGGAAAGACCUUCUAGAAGACGGACGUCUGGACUCCACCAGCAGUCCCAGUUGUCACACAGUGAAGGGGAAGAAGAUCGCGGCGGGCGUUGCCGGAGGGUGUACGGUGGCCCCCGGGGGACGUGGGACUCUGGAGUUCUGCCUGUCUUGGGACAUGCCCCGGAUCCGCUUUGGUUCUGGGGAGAGAGAGUACUGCAGGCGCUAUACACGCUACUUCAGCAGCGGGGGGGGAGCGGCCCCGGCGCUGUGUCACUACGGCCUGACCUGCUACGGGGGAUGGGAGCGGAGGAUCGAGGCCUGGCAAGGUCCAAUCCUAGGAGAUGAGUACGUACUGAGGGCACCGGAGAGGUAUACG
Molecule: messenger RNA, 804 nt
Organism: Nanorana parkeri
Lineage: Eukaryota; Metazoa; Chordata; Amphibia; Anura; Dicroglossidae
Product: non-lysosomal glucosylceramidase-like
Exons: 4
Biological process (GO): central nervous system development
Molecular function (GO): beta-glucosidase activity
Source: RefSeq, a predicted model, not a curated record